AUGUGGAAUGGUGCAGCACAUAAAUUCGAUGAUGUAUCUAUCUAUUCAUUCUCCAUCUUUCUAUCGCUUCUCAGUAUGAUAAUCUCUCCCCUCCUCUCUCUGUCAGGAUUAUCCAUCUCUAUCACUAUCAACUCCUUCUUUUCGAUUUCUGUCUGUUUAAUAUGUAUCUUUCUUUCUUUCUUUCUUUCUUUCUUUCUUUCUUUCUUUCUUUGUCUUUUAAGAAUGUUCAUCGCUUCCAGUUCCAGGAAUUUACUUUCCCCUUUCUCUCUUUUCUAUCUCACUAUUCAAAAACCAGGGUUUAUAACCUCACUUUCUCUCUUUCAUUUCAUUGUUUUCUUUAUCUCUUCAUUCCCUUACUUUUCUCUCUCUCUCUCUCUUUUCAAAUUUAAAAAUAAUUAUCUCUUUUCUCCUCACUUUCUCUCUCUCUCUCUAUCACUGUUCAUUUCUCUCCCAUCCUUGAACAAAAGAUCUCUCUAA
Messenger RNA from Acanthosepion pharaonis, 477 nucleotides. The record is from the annotation of a GenBank genome assembly. NCBI's taxonomy places the organism in Eukaryota, Metazoa, Mollusca, Cephalopoda, Sepiida, Sepiidae.